AUGGAAGAAAUUCCAUAUGCAAUGGUUUUGGAGUGUUUCAUGUAUGUCAUGGUUAGCACAAGACCAGAUAUUGCUCAUGCUUUAAGCAUAUUGAGUAGGUUCAUGUCAAAUCCUGGGAUAAACCAUUGGAGGGCACUAUGGUUGCUUAGAUAUUUGAGAGGGACAUCGAAUAUUGGAUUGACUUACAAGAGAAUUAUAGAGAAAGUAACCUUGAAAGGAUAUGUAGAUGCUGAUUAUGCAUCAAGCAAGGAUACUAGGAGGUCUACUACCUCUUAUGUGUUUCAAACUAAUGGGGAUUGUAUUAGUUAG
Molecule: messenger RNA, 309 nt
Organism: Cannabis sativa
Lineage: Eukaryota; Viridiplantae; Streptophyta; Magnoliopsida; Rosales; Cannabaceae
Product: secreted RxLR effector protein 161-like
Exons: 1
Coding region: 1-309 (102 amino acids)
Source: RefSeq, a predicted model, not a curated record